GGGACUGAGGCAGGAGUCCGCGAUAGAGGAACCACCUGCAGACCGCAGCCGCUCUCAUUCUCAGCAACGCCUCAAUAUGUUACGGAUUUGACUCAUACUGUAAACGACAGAUUAUUUCCUUCACACAGUGGCUGAACACACACUGUCGAGGAGAUGCAACAGUUGAAGAAUUUAUCGAUUUGUCUCAUAGCCCUCUUAUUAGGGAUGACAACUGGAGGCUCUCCAAGUGUUCAAAUCGGAGGCUUGUUUCCGAGGGGAGCCGAUCAGGAGUACAGCGCGUUUCGGAUCGGAAUGGUUCAGUUCGGAACGGCUGAAUUUAGACUGACGCCUCACAUCGAUAAUCUGGAAGUAGCAAACAGUUUCGCUGUAACUAACUGCUUCUGUUCUCAGUUCUCAAGGGGAGUUUAUGCUAUCUUUGGAUUUUACGACAAGAAGUCAGUGAACACAAUAACGUCGUUCUGUGGGACACUUCACGUCUCCUUCAUCACGCCCAGCUUUCCCCUGGAUGGAAAUCAGCAGUUUAUUAUUCAGAUGCGACCAGACAUCAAAGGGCCUCUCCUGAGUCUCAUCGAGUACUACAAAUGGGACAAGUUUGCCUACCUGUAUGACAGUGACCGAGGACUUACCACACUCCAAGUUGUGCUGGACACAGCAGCAGAGAAGAAAUGGCAGGUGACCGCCAUCAACGUGGGCAACAUGAAGGAUGAGAGAAAGGAUGAAGCAUAUCGCUCACUCUUUCAAGACCUGGAAAACAAGAAGGAGCGGAGGGUCAUUCUAGAUUGUGAGCAGGACAAAGUUAAAGACAUCAUGGAACAGGU
Molecule: messenger RNA, 818 nt
Organism: Danio rerio (zebrafish)
Lineage: Eukaryota; Metazoa; Chordata; Actinopteri; Cypriniformes; Danionidae
Gene: gria2b
Product: glutamate receptor, ionotropic, AMPA 2b
Biological process (GO): ionotropic glutamate receptor signaling pathway; monoatomic ion transmembrane transport; regulation of postsynaptic membrane potential
Cellular component (GO): postsynaptic membrane; membrane
Molecular function (GO): transmitter-gated monoatomic ion channel activity; ligand-gated monoatomic ion channel activity; monoatomic ion channel activity
Source: RefSeq, marked provisional